CAUUCAACAAACAUCCAUAUCUGAUCUCUCUCCUCAAAUGUCAAAAUUUUCGGACGAGAUUGAUUGGCCAGCGAGGGAGAACAGUCAUUGACGCCGGAUUUUUGAAGAAACUCCGGCGUGCGUAUAAUGCUCAAGGCCGUCCAGAUCUUGGGUUGGUCAACAGGGUUAAACAUCUCACAGAGAUUGACCAAGACCCGCAAGUCCUCCUCGAGCGUCUCUUUCAUCUCCACAUCUAUAAACCAUCUCAAUCUCUCCACUUUCACUUCGAGCUCUCCUCGGAGUAGAAUCCUCUGUUUCAACCCGACCCGUAUGUUUUCCUCACGACCCGGGUCCGACCCAGUUCCCAAUUCUCCGACUUCCACCUCUGUUCAAUCAGCUGGAGAUGUUCGUAAGAUAAAGUUCUGUCAAUGGUGUGGAGGGCCUACGAAGCACGAGAUACCUGAUGGAGAAGAGAAAUUGAGAGCCAUUUGCACACAUUGCGACAAAAUCGCUUACCAGAAUCCUAAGAUGGUUGUAGGAUGCCUUAUAGAGCAUGAAGAAAAGGUUUUACUUUGCAAGCGUAACAUUCAACCUUCACACGGUCUAUGGACUCUCCCUGCUGGUUAUCUAGAAGUUGGAGAGUCAGCUGCAGAAGGAGCAAUGAGGGAAACUUGGGAAGAAGCAGGAGCCACUGUGGAAGUUAUCUCACCUUUUGCGCAACUCGACAUUCCUCUUAUUGGCCAAACGUAUGUUAUUUUCUUAGCAAAACUAAAGAACCCACAUUUUGAGCCCGGUCCUGAGUCAUUGGAAUGCCGUCUUUUUGCACUAGACGAGAUACCGUUUGAUUCCUUGGCUUUUUCAUCUAUAUAUGUUACCUUGAAUUUGUACUUGGAAGAUCUGAAAAACGGCAAGCUAAAGUUUCACUAUGGUACGAUAAACAAAAGGCCUGGAAGUAGUCCUUCAGAUAUUCGUGCCUUCACUCUUGAUUACCAUUUGCAGCCUUGAAUCGAGACUUUGUCAUUGUCAUCGAAGCUGAUAUGAGGGCGAUUUUUCACUUCAGCCAACAGGAGCAGCUUCUGGAUUUGAUUCAUUCUUCUAUGCCAUGUCUUCUCACUUCACACCUCGUUGCUGACUAACGGAGAAUGAAAAAUGAAGUUGCUUGCGUGAGAGAUUCCUUGGACAGAUGAAAAAAAGGAAAGACUGAAGAUAAUUGUUUCUUUUUUAGGUAACUCAUUUCAGAUGUUAUGGCUGAAGAAAGUAUUUCUGUUUCUGAUUUCAGUUGCCCCAGUUGUAAACGGUAAAAUUCAGAUGUGAAAUGCAACAUUUUGUGUAAUUA
Molecule: messenger RNA, 1315 nt
Organism: Eutrema salsugineum
Lineage: Eukaryota; Viridiplantae; Streptophyta; Magnoliopsida; Brassicales; Brassicaceae
Product: nudix hydrolase 23, chloroplastic
Exons: 8
Coding region: 127-984 (285 amino acids)
Molecular function (GO): hydrolase activity
Source: RefSeq, a predicted model, not a curated record